Pogoniulus pusillus (Red-fronted tinkerbird) is the source of this 5288-nucleotide messenger RNA. Its product is annotated as hepatic and glial cell adhesion molecule-like. The record is from RefSeq and is a predicted model, not a curated record. The coding region runs from base 288 to 1577 and encodes 429 amino acids. Lineage: Eukaryota; Metazoa; Chordata; Aves; Piciformes; Lybiidae. The transcript is spliced from 10 exons.
GUAGGCUGUCCCUGCCUAUGGCAGGGGGGUUGGAACUGGCUGAUCCCUGUGGUCCCUUCCAGCCCUGACUGAUUCCAUAAUUGUGGAAGGUAGUGAUGGUGUUCUUUACAUGGUGUCCAUCUCAGGUUCACCCAUCAUGCCUAGAGUGACCAUCCCAAGAGCAUGUCACUGUCCCAAGGAGCUCAUCUGUAGAGCAGCCAUCCCAAGGACCUCACCUCUAGGGGGGCCACCCCAAGAGGACAUUGCCAUCCCAGAGAGCUCUCCCCUCCUGCUGGUUUGAAGGGGCCAUGUCAACCUGGCUGCUGGUGGCCAUCUCAGGCUCCCUGCUGCUGGCCCUGCAGGGGUCGUGCACCCUGGCAGAGCUCACCAGCAGGAGACUGGUCGCCGCGGGAGCCUCGGUGCUGCUGGAGGCACCCAGCAUCGCCAACGCCAGCCUCACCGACUGGGAGUUCAUAAGGAGGGGCACCCCUGAGUUCAUCCUCCAGUACUAUGCCGACGUCCAGGCUCCCACCAUCUACCCAGCCUACCGAGGCAGAGUGCACUUCUACCCCGAGAACGGCUCCAUUCUGCUGCAGGGGCUGCAGGAGGCAGACAGUGGCAUCUACAGAGCAACCGUGGAUCUGAUGCGGGACAAAGCCAGGACAACCCUCCUUGAAGUUGUCAAGCCUGUGUCCCAGCCUGAGCUCCAGAGCAGCUCGAAUCUGGCAGGCUCAUCCAUUGAGCUGCUCUGCGUGGUGCCAAAGGGAAUGGAAGUUUCCAUCUCCUGGAAGAAGGAUGGAUAUCCCCUUCCCCCUGAAAAGCUCUGCCUGCUCUCUGAGAACAGCACUGUGCUGCAAAUGAGGAGUGGAGAGAAGGCAGACUGUGGCUCCUACUCCUGCAAUGUCAGCAAUGAGAUAAGCUGGAAGGAGGCAACCAUGAACCUGACUGUGACAGGUCUCACCGCUCCCCUGCACCACGUGCAGAGGUUGGCUGCUGUCGCACUGAUCUUCAUCGCCAGCUCCGCCGCCAGCUUCAUCACCCUGCUCUGCUGGCCGAGGGAGAGCAGCUCAGGCAUGGAAGCAUGGAAUCACAUCUCCCUGUCUGGCUACAUCUUGCUGUGUGUCUGCUCCAUCCUUCUGCUUGCCACCUCCAUCAUCUGGAUGCAUGAAGAAGGGCUCUCUGCUGCUUUCUUCUUGCCUGGGUUGUUUUUCUUUGGAGCAGCAGUAGGAACUGCCUGGAAGGCAGCAGCAGUGCUGUGGAGACCAGCAGCUCUCAGCCACCUCAAAGCCCACUUGUGGUACCACAUCAUCUGCCACUCCACAGCCCCCACAACACUGAUUGUCAACUUCUUCUUCAGCACCACCUUGCUCCACAACAUUGAGAAGCUCCAUGAGCGAGGCUGCUCAGAGUCUGUUGACCUGAAGCACAGCUGCAUCUCUGCUGCUGUAGUCAUCAUCAUGCUGCUGAUUGUCCUCCUGCAGUAUCACAGGAGAAAGAGGAUGGAGAUGCACAAGAUGAAGGACUACAGGGCCAGAGCCCCAGAGGUGGUCACCGCAGUGCUGGAAGAACCCCAAGGACAGGUGCAGGAAAGUGUCUAAGGGAUGCAUGAAGGACAGGUCCUGCCUGACUAACCUGGUCCUCUAUGACAAGAUACUCUGACUAUUGGGUGAGGGAAAGGCUGUGGAUGUUGUCUACCUAGACUUUGGAAAAGCCUUUGGCACUGUUCCCCACAGAAUUCUCAGGGCCAAACUGUCUGCCCAUGACUUGGACAGGCACAGCUCUCCUGGAUCAAGCAUUGCUGGGUGAGAGGGUCCAAAGAGGGGUGGUCAAUGGAGCUAAAUCCAGAUGGCAGCUAGUCACAAGUGGUGUCCCCCAGGGCUCAGUGUUGGGACCACUUCUGUUUAAUAUCUUUAUUGAUGAUCCUGAUGAAUCAUAGGAUCAACCAGGUUGGAAGAGACCUCCAAGAUCCUCCAGUCCAGACUAUCACCCAGCCCUAUCCAAUCAACUAGACCAUGGCACUAAGUGCCAAACUAUCACCCAGCCCUAUCCAAUCAACUAGACCAUGGCACUAAGUGCCAAAUUAUCACCCAGCCCUAUCCAGUCAACUAGACCAUGGCACUAAGUGCCAAACUAUCACCCAGCCCUAUCCAGUCAACUAGACCAUGGCACUAAGUGCCAAACUAUCACCCAGCCCUAUCCAGUCAACUAGACCAUGGCACUAAGUGCCUCAUGCAGUCUUUUCUUGAACAGUGUGGCCAGCAGGACAAGGGAGGAUAUUCUGCCCCUGGACUCAGCUCUGGUCAGGCCACACCUUGAGUUGUGUGUCCAGUUCUAGGCUCCUCAAUUCAAGAGAGAUGUUGAGGUGCUGGAAGGUGUCCAGAGAGGACACAGAGUGUGUCAGCUCAGGUUGUCAGUUCACAGAUGAUACCAAGUUAGGUGGUGGUGUGGAUCUGCACCAGGGCAGGGAGGCUCUGCAGAGGGGACUUGAAUAGAGUGGAUCCAUGGCCAACAUUAACAAGAUGAGCUUCAGCAAGGCCAAAUGCCAGGUCCUGCACUUGGGCAACAGCAACCCCAAGUAACCCCAAGCUACAGGCUUGGGGCAGUGUGGCUGGAAAACAGCCUAGCUGAAAGGGACCUGGGAAUUGCAGUAGACAAAUCAACUCAAUGUGAGCCAGCAGUGUGCCCAGGUAGCCAAGAAAGCCAAUGGCAUCCUGUCUGGGAUCAGAAAUGCAGCAUCCAGCAGGAGAAGGGAGGUGAUUGCCCCCUUGUACUCAGCUCUGGUGAGGCCACACUGUGCCCAGUCUGGGGCACCUCAAUACAAGAGAGAGGUGGAGGUGCUGGAGCAAAUGCAGAGGAGGGCAACGAAGCUGAGGGAGGGCCUGGAGAAUAAAUCCUGUGAGGAGUGACUGAGGGAGCUGUUUAGUUUGAAAAAGAGAAGGCUGAGAGACCUCACUGCUCUUUACAGUGACCUGAAAAGAGGUUGUGGAGAGGUUGGUGCUGGUCUCCUCUCAGAGGUAAACAGUGAUAGAACAAUGGCCUCAGGCUCUGACUGGGUAGGUUUAGACUGGACGUUAGGAAAACUCUUUCAUAGACAGAGUGGUCAGGGACUGGAAUGAGCUGCCCAGGGAGGUGGUUGAGUCACCAACCCUGGGUGUGUUUAAAGGUCAUUUGGAUGUGGUGCCUGGGGAUAUGGUUUAGGGUGAACCUUGCAGAGUAGAGUUAUGGGUUGGAUUUGCUGAUCCUGAGUGGCUUCUCCUAGCUGAAGAGUUCUGUGGUUCUGUAACAGAUCAUCUCCAUGACAGGAGCUGGGGUCCCGUGUUAGGAACAGCUGCUGUUGGCCAAAGAGAGGCAUCCAUAAUCCUACCUCUAGCCUAGCACAAGCUGGUCAGAAACCUUUCCAAAACACUGUCCCCCAGGUCACCAAGGAGCAGGUCCAGAUGACAAAUGAUGUUCUGCUCACAUUCCCUGACCUCACUUCAUAGAACCCAGGCCAAAACAAAACCCAAGCAGUGGUGCUCACCACCCAAGCAAGCCCCAGUGGGCAUCACACAGGUGAUCACCACCCAAGCAAAGGCAGCCUUGCCAUGGGACAGGAACUGUCUCAGAUCCCCAAGCUGAAGGUUGACCAACACUGCCACAGCUGCUUCCUUAGCAUGCUAAAAACCAAGCAAAAAGGCACAUAAAUAAUGCAGGUGUCAGUCAGAAGUUGGACCUCUGAGUUGUAACUGUUGUGUGUAUCUCUGCUCAUGAAUGCUGCUAAGCUGUAAACACAGCUUCAUUCCUUAACUCCCAGCCUGCUAAGUCUAGUCUGGAUGAUUUCCUAAGUGGUAGUGGGGUGGUAACUCCCAAACCAUCACAACAUCUCCCCUCAGCUCUCUCCAGAUUUAUCAUGUGAGAUAUACAGGCUUUGGUCUGGUUGUUGCUGAAGGGAGGGAAAGAGAGGGGAAAGGAGGUUUGGGUUGGGACCCAGAAGGGUCAGGAACCCUCCUGGCAGUCAGAUUGUUCUGAGACAGAUGUUGUGUUUCUGUGUUGCUUUUAACUUAAGUACAACUGUAACUGUUGUGUCUAUCUGCUUAUAAAUGGUGCUAGGCUGUAAACACAAAGCUUCACCCCUUAACUUCCAGCCAGCUAAGUCUAGUCUGGGUGAUUUCACUAUGUGUGGGGAGGUGGAUAACUCCCAAACCAUCACAACAUCUCCCCUCAGCUCUCUCCAGAUUUAUCAUGUGAGAUACACAAGGAUUGGUCUGGCUGAUGCUGGAGGGAGGGAAAAAGAGGGGGAAGGAGGUUUGGGUUGGGACCCAGAAGGGUCAGGAACCCUCCUGGCAGUCAGAUUGUUCUGGGACAGGUGCUGUGUUUCUGUGUUGCUUUUAACUUAUAUAUAACUGUAACUGUUGUGUGUAUAUCUGCUCAUAAAUGGUGCUAAACCCUCCUGGCAGUCAGCUUGUUCUGGGACAGGUAUUGUGUUUCUGUGUUGCUUUUAACUUAUAGCUGUAACUGUUGUGUGUAUCUCUGCUCAUAAAUGGUGCUAAACCCUCCUUAGCAGUCAGCUUGUUCUGGGACAGGUGUUGUGUUUCUGUGUUGCUUUUAACUUAUAUAUAACUGUAACUGUUGUGUGUAUCUCUGCUCAUAAAUGGUGCUAAACCCUCCUGGCAGUCAGAUUGUUCUGGCACAGGUGUUGUGUUUCUGUGUUGCUUUUAACUUAUAGCUGCAACUGUUGUGUGUAUCUCUGCUCAUAAAUGGUGCUAAACCCUCCUGGCAGUCAGAUUGUUCUGGGACAGGUGUUGUGUUUCUGUGUUGCUUUUAACUUAUAGCUGUAACUGUUGUGUGUAUCUCUGCUCAUAAAUGGUGCUAAACCCUCCUGGCAGUCAGAUUGUUCUGGGACAGGUGUUGUGUUUCUGUGUUGCUUUUAACUUAUAGCUGUAACUGUUGUGUGUAUCUCUGCUCAUAAAUGGUGCUAAACCCUCCUUAGCAGUCAGAUUGUUCUGGGACAGGUGUUGUGUUUCUGUGUUGCUUUUAACUUAUAUAUAACUGUAACUGUUGUGUGUAUCUCUGCUCCUAAAUGGUGCUAAGCUUCAUUCCUUAACUUCCAGCCUGCUGAGUCUAGUCUGGGUGAUUUUCUUAAGGUGGGGGGGGGCAGGUAACACCCCAACCAUCACAGCUCUUCAGCAGUUGCCUUUGCAGGUUGUCACAUUUUAGAUGAUGCUGGAGUAAAUUCUGGCAAGGGAUCAGCUUAAUCCGUGAGGGACACCAGAGAAACCACAACCUGCUGCUUUUUCCAUCCAGACUAAUAAAGACAUUCCUCAUGGCUA